Molecule: messenger RNA, 3203 nt
Organism: Mastomys coucha (southern multimammate mouse)
Lineage: Eukaryota; Metazoa; Chordata; Mammalia; Rodentia; Muridae
Product: interferon-inducible GTPase 1-like
Exons: 2
Coding region: 248-1495 (415 amino acids)
Biological process (GO): defense response; cellular response to interferon-beta
Cellular component (GO): endoplasmic reticulum membrane
Molecular function (GO): GTPase activity; GTP binding
Source: RefSeq, a predicted model, not a curated record
UUCCGAUUCUUGGAAAAGCCCCUUAUUAUAGAACUAGAUGCACCACCACCACCAGUAAUUGGCUAGCACACUCUGAAGGGGAGACAAAAGCAGGAAGAGUACAAAAGUACUGCCCAACUUUCUUGUUUCUGCUGAAGAAGCAGGAGUGGACCUCAAGCCAAAAGCACAGCUGAGAGCUCAUCCUCUCCGGAGCAGUGAGUGCAUCCACUGGACACAGGAUUUUCUGUGCCUUAAUCUGCUUGAAGUCAUGGGUCAGCUGUUCUCUUCAAGUAACAGUGAGCAUGAAGAUUUGGCCUCCAGCUUUACUAAAUAUUUUCAGAAAUUUAAGACAGGAAGCAAAAUCAUUCCUCAGGAAAUCAUCAAUUCGGUUGAAUUAAGCAUGAGAAAAGGGAACAUUCAGAGGGCAAACUCUGCAAUCAGGGAUGCAUUAAAAGAAAUCGAUAGUACCCCGCUCAAUGUUGCUAUCACUGGGGAGACUGGAUCAGGGAAGUCCACCUUCAUCAAUGCCCUGAGAGGCAUUGGGGAUGAAGAGAGAGGUGCAGCUAAAACUGGGGUGGUAGAGACAACCAUGGAGAGAUAUCCAUACAAACACCCCAAUAUGCCCAAUGUGGUUAUUUGGGACCUGCCUGGGCUUGGAUCCACAAAGUUCCCACCAAAAACCUAUCUGGAGAAAAUGAAGUUCCAUGAGUAUGACUUCUUCAUCAUUGUUUCAUCCACACGCUUUAAGCAAAAUGAUAUAGACCUCGCCAAAGCAGUCGGCAUGAUGAAGAAGGAAUUCUACUUCGUGAGAACCAAGGUGGACUCUGACUUAAGAAAUGAAGAGGAAAGCAAACCUCAAACAUUUGUUAGAGAAAAAGUCCUGCUGGGCAUCCGCCUUGACUGUGUGAAGAACUUUCAGGAGAGUGACAUUGCUGAGCCACCGAUCUUCUUGAUCUCUAGCAGAAAUUUUGGUGACUAUGACUUCCCCAUCCUGAUGGACAAAAUGAUAAGUGACCUUCCUGUAUACAAGCGACACAAUUUUAUGCUCUCCUUACCCAAUAUUACAGAUUCAGCCAUUGAAAGGAAGCAGCAAUUUCUGAAGCAGAGGAUUUGGCUGGAAGGCUUUGCGGCUGGCCUGCUGAAUAUCAUCCCUCCACUGAACUUGGACAGUGAUUUGGAGACUCUGAAGAAAAGCAUGGAGCACUACCGCACUGUGCUUGGAGUGGAUCACAGAUCUUUGCAGAGUUUGGCGAGGGACUGGAAAAUGCCAGUCGAUCAGGUGGAGGCCAUGAUGAAAUCCCCUGCCGUCUUCAAACUUACAGAUGAAGAAACAAUAGAAAAAAGGCUUUCAAGAUAUUAUCAGGAGUAUUGUGUGGCUAAUGGGUAUUUAGUUAUUGAAAAUCAUUAUCUUAGAAAAAUAUUUUACCUGAAAUAUUAUUUCCUUGACAUAGUGACUGAGGACUCUAAAACUCUUCUCAAAGAGAUAUGUUUAAGAAACAACUUGGUUUCUAAUUAGGCUGAAGUCCCAUGGCAGUCAAAAAAUCAGAAUCAAUGACAGAAAAAUAGGACUCUGAUACUGUAAAAAAUAUACUGGCUUUAUCCAUGCUACUAUAGCUUUAUCCACAUUUAGUGAUAGCAAGGGGAUCAGAUGCGUAUAAAUAAACCGAUAGCUAAAAACUAUCUCCUCACUUUGAGUAAACUCUCACAUCUAGUAAUUUUACUUAUAUUCAAACUUGUUUAAUAUAAAUCAACAUCCAUGUUCAGGGUUCACAUUGUGGUGUUUAGUAUUGUCAACUCGACAAACUCUAGAGACACAUGAAAGAUGAGCCUCUGGGCUUGCAUUUUGCUUAUGUUAAUUGAGCUUGGAAACCCUUCCCACUGUGGGUGGCACCAUUCCCUAGCUAAGCAGCAGCAUAUUUCCACUCUUUCACAGCUCUUGGGUUUUUUGUUUUUGUUUUUGUUUUUUUUUUUUUUAACUGUAGAUGGAGUGGCACUAAAUGCCUCAAGAUACUGCUGUGAUUUCUUGAUAAUGACAUAUAUAAUCUUAAACUUGAUUCUGUAGACUCUCUUCAUAGACAUAUUAAAGGAGAAACCAUAACUGGGCUGGAAAGAUGGCUCAGGAGAUAAAGAAGACCUUGCAAGUCUGAAGACCUGAGUUCUGAUUCCCAGAACCCUCAUAAAGCCAGCUAACCAUCUGGAAUUCAUGUACCUCUAUGGUGAGAUGGGAGGCAGAAAGAGAAAACUUUUGGAAGAUCAUAAGGCCAGCUGUCCUGCCAUAUACAGCAGUGAAUAAGAGGCCCUGACUCACGCAAGUAGAAGGUAAAAGCCAACACGCAAGCUUGUCCUCUAAUCUCUGCAUACAUGCCAUGUCAUGUUCAUGCCUGAUAUCACACAUGGAAAGAUACACACACAAAAAAAGUUUUGUUUUGUUUUGUUUUUCAUUUAAAAAAAAAGAGGGAAGAUUUGGGGCAAUAGCUCAGUGGUAUAAUAUUUGCCUCACACUCAUAAGGCCUAAAGUUCAAUCCCUAGAACUCCAGAAAAAGACAAAAUGUACAGGGAUGGCUUUGAGGUUAAGAGAAAUGGCUCAUAGGUUAAGUAAACUGGCUGCUCGGGAGGGAACAAAUAAGGGGUUUUUUGGAGGGGAAACCAGGAGAGGGGGUAACAUUGAAAUCUAAAUAAAGAAAAUAUCUAAUAAAAAAUAAAAUUAAAAAAAAGAAAACAGUAAAAAGAAAAAAGGAAAGAAAGAGUGAAUGAAUGAAUACUGGCUGCUUUUCCAAAGGAUCAGGAUCCAAUUACCAGAACUCACACAGUAGCUCACAGUUGCCUUCAACUCCUUUUCGAGGAGAUGAUCUGAUAUCAUCUCCUGACAUCCUAGGAGAUCACAUAUGGUCCUAGGGAUUAGGCACAUGUGGUAAACAGACUUACAUGUCAAGCAAACAUUCAUACAAUAAAAGAAAAUUAAGAAAAAAUUUAAAUAUAUGAUUAAGUUAAAAAAGGGAGAGUGAAACAAUAACUUAGAGAUCACCAUAGCCUUAAUCAAGAAUUUCUAACACAUCCUAUCUAGUCAAAAUCCUGAGAAAAUACUAAAAAGGCCUUCUAAUUCUAUCCAGAACUAGGGGAGAUGAUGACUGUCUCUACUUUAUAAUGACUGGUGUUUGGAAUGCUAUAAUAAUAAAUGGCUGCUCUACUCCACAUCAAUACCAAAAGUCAUUUAAUAAAUUCUU